AUGGCGGACGCUUUAGUGGCGAACAUCUUCGGCGAUUCCUCGGACGACUCGGACGACGAGCCUUUAGAGAAGACCAUUAGAACCACCACGACCGGCGAAGAAUUAGACAAAAACGACGGCGAUCGAAAAUUAGACAAAAACGAAUUUGAACAAGGUGAAGACAAAGAAGAUGAAAGAGAAGAGCAAAAGGAGAUGAAAACUUCAGAGAAAGACGAAGCAGUCGCGGUGAAAAAGAAGAAAGCGACGAACGAAUCUGUUUUAGAUGAAUACGCCGGAGAGGACAAAGAAGAAGCGACGACUGAAGGAGAAAAAGAGGAAAGAAAAGGCGAACCGAUGCGACUGAUCGCCGCUUUGAACGAAGAAGAAGAAGACAAAGACAAAGAUGAAGAAGAAGACUCUACAAAAGAAAUCUACUUAAACCCGAUCGUUUCUAAAGCGACGAACAUUUUUGACGUGAACGCGAAGAAAUUCGACGAAAACACGUUCCAAGAAGAAGAGGACAAAACUAUCGUGGAUGAAUUUGGCCGAUCCCGAUUAAAAGCGAAAGAAGGGAACGUCGCGAGGUGGACGAGAGACGAGAGGACGAAUGAGUUAAAAUCGAACGCGAAGUUUGUGGAAUGGUCGGAUGGAUCGAGAACGUUACACUUAGGAGAGGAGGUUUUCAACGUGAUGGAAAGCGCGGUAUCGAGUAAGCAAGGUUUGAAUCAAUACGUCUUUGCGAGACAUCAAGGUUUGAUGGAAGGGAAGGCGAAGAUUAGCAAACGGAUGCAGUUUCGACCGGCGACGACGGAUUCGCACACGCACAAGAGAUUACGAGACGCGAUCGAGAAGAAGCACGGGGCGAGAGCGAAAGGGACCAUACGGUUCGUGUCGAACGUCGAUCCGGAAAAGGAGAAGGACGCGUCGGAUCGAUUGUUCGAACAGAGAGCGAGGGAAGAGGCGCAGUUGCAACGAAAACGGAAGAAAAUGAUGAGCGAAGAUAUACGAUCGCGAGCAGAUGGUGGCGACGGCGUAAUGCGGAGGGAUGGUGGGAAAGACGGACGAUACGGGGGUGGUAACCGAAGUAUUCGUGGGGUGGCGAACGAGUUGUACUACGACGAACGCUCGAGAAGAGAAGCCGAGUUGGACGCGGCGUUUUUGGAAGAAGGCGCGGAGGACGAACUCGAAGAGAACGACGACUUCAUCGUCCCAGAUGAUAACGACGACGAGGACGAAAGCGACGAGGAGACAAACAAGGAGGCGGACACGGAGGCUGGUGAUCGUAGAAAACGAGUUUUGGUCGAUAGCGACGAGGAAGAAUGA
This is a messenger RNA of Bathycoccus prasinos, 1302 nucleotides long. RefSeq names its product RNA polymerase-associated protein LEO1. The transcript has a single exon. Gene Ontology annotation, biological process: positive regulation of transcription elongation by RNA polymerase II; transcription elongation by RNA polymerase II. The coding region runs from base 1 to 1302 and encodes 433 amino acids. NCBI's taxonomy places the organism in Eukaryota, Viridiplantae, Chlorophyta, Mamiellophyceae, Mamiellales, Bathycoccaceae. The record is from RefSeq and is a predicted model, not a curated record. Gene Ontology annotation, molecular function: RNA polymerase II C-terminal domain phosphoserine binding. Gene Ontology annotation, cellular component: Cdc73/Paf1 complex; nucleus.